CUGGGCCCGCCCCCAACCCUCCUGGCGGCCCGCCAGCGCGCCUCACGGCUCCCGUCUCUCCUCUCCCUCCUCCUCUCUCACUCCUAGCGCAAUGGCGGCGACUGCCGCGGAGCAGCAACAGUUCUACCUGCUCCUGGGAAACCUGCUCAGCCCCGACAAUGUGGUCCGGAAACAGGCAGAGGAAACCUAUGAGAAUAUCCCAGGCCAGUCAAAGAUCACAUUCCUCUUACAAGCCAUCAGAAACACAACCGCUGCUGAGGAGGCUAGACAAAUGGCUGCUGUUCUUCUAAGACGUCUUUUGUCCUCUGCAUUUGAUGAAGUCUAUCCAACUCUUCCUUCUGAUGUUCAGACUGCCAUCAAGAGUGAACUACUGAUGAUUAUUCAAAUGGAAACACAGUCUAGCAUGAGGAAAAAAAUUUGUGAUAUUGCUGCAGAGCUAGCCAGGAAUUUAAUAGAUGAGGAUGGCAACAACCAGUGGCCAGAAGGUCUGAAGUUCCUUUUUGAUUCAGUCAGCUCUCAAAAUAUGGGACUGCAGGAAGCUGCCCUUCACAUUUUCUGGAACUUCCCUGGAAUUUUUGGGAACCAACAGCAGCACUAUAUAGAUGUUAUCAAAUGGAUGUUAGUUCAGUAUAUGGAAGAUCAAGAACAUCCGUCGAUCAGGACAUUGUCUGCUAGAGCUACAGCUGCAUUUAUACUUGCAAAUGAACAUAAUGUUGUUCUCUUCAAACAUUUUGCAGACUUGUUACCUGGUUUCUUACAGGCUGUAAAUGACUCAUGCUACCAGAAUGAUGAUUCAGUCUUAAAAUCCAUUGUUGAGAUUGCAGAUACUGUUCCAAAAUAUUUGUGUCCUCACUUGGAAGCAACUCUGCAGUUAAGUCUGAAGUUGUGUGGAGACACUAGCCUCAAUAAUAUGCAAUGCCAACUUGCCCUUAAAGUAAUCGUGACUCUCUCUGAGACUGCAGCUGCGUUACGAAAACAUACCAAUAUUGUUGCACAGACUAUUCCUCAGAUGUUAGCAAUGAUGGUUGAUCUUGAAGAGGAUGAGGACUGGGCGAAUGCGGAUGAGUUAGAAGAUGAUGACUUUGACAGCAAUGCAGUGGCUGGUGAGAGUGCAUUAGACCGAAUGGCUUGUGGACUUGGUGGGAAGCUCGUUCUACCGAUGAUCGAGGAACACAUUAUGCAGAUGCUUCAAAAUGCUGACUGGAAAUAUCGGCAUGCAGGGUUAAUGGCAUUAUCUGCCAUUGGGGAAGGAUGCCACCAGCAAAUGGAAGGAAUUCUAAAUGAGAUAGUAAAUUUUGUUUUGCUUUUUCUUCAGGAUUCUCAUCCAAGAGUAAGGUAUGCAGCCUGUAAUGCUGUGGGACAGAUGGCUACAGAUUUUGCACCUGGUUUCCAAAAGAAAUUCCAUGAGAAGGUGAUUGCAGCGUUGCUGUAGACCAUGGAAGACCAAGGAAACCAGUGGGUGCAGGCCCAUGCGGCUGCUGCACUCAUUAACUUCACUGAGGACUGAUCCAAGUCACUGCUUAUUCCAUACUUAGAAAAUUUGGUGAAACAUCUGCACUCCAUCAUGGUACUUAAACUUCAAGAGUUGAUUCAGAAAGGCACCAAGUUAGUUUUGGAACAAGUUGUGACGUCUAUUGCAUGAGUUGCAGAUACUGCAGAGGAAAAAUUUGUCCCCUACUAUGAUUUAUUUAUGCCAUCACUAAAGCACAUUGUUGAGAAUGCAGUUCAAAAGGAACUCAGACUUCUCAGAGGAAAAACUAUUGAGUGCAUCAGCCUCAUUGGUCUGGCUGUUGGGAAGGAAAAAUUCAUGCAAGACGCAUCCGAAGUGAUGCAGCUGUUGCUGAAGACCCAGACAGACUUCAGUGAUAUGGAAGAUGAUGACCCUCAGAUCUCUUACAUGAUCUCAGCAUGGGCCAGAAUGUGCAAAAUCCUUGGAAAAGAAUUUCAGCAGUACCUUCCAGUGGUUAUGGGGCCUUUAAUGAAGACAGCUUCAAUUAAGCCUGAAGUAGCCCUUUUGGAUACUCAAGACAUGGAGAAUAUGAGUGAUGAUGAUGGCUGGGAAUUUGUGAAUCUUGGAGAUCAGCAAAGUUUUGGUAUUAAAACUGCUGGACUGGAAGAAAAAUCAACUGCUUGUCAGAUGCUGGUUUGCUAUGCUAAAGAGCUAAAGGAAGGCUUUGUGGAAUAUACAGAACAAGUUGUCAAAUUGAUGGUCCCUCUACUGAAAUUUUAUUUUCAUGACGGUGUUCGAGUGGCAGCAGCUGAAUCUAUGCCUCUUUUCCUGGAAUGUGCGAGAGUUCGUGGUCCUGAGUAUCUUACACAGAUGUGGCAUUUUAUGUGUGAUGCUCUAAUCAAGGCCAUUGGCACAGAACCAGAUUCAGAUGUCCUGUCAGAAAUAAUGCAUUAUUUUGCAAAGUGCAUUGAAGUGAUGGGAGAUGGAUGCUUUAAUAAUGAACACUUUGAAGAAUUAGGAGGUAUAUUGAAAGCUAAACUCGAAGAACAUUUUAAAAAUCAAGAAUUGCGACAAGUUAAAAGACAAGAUGAAGACUAUGAUGAACAAGUGGAAGAGUCACUACAAGAUGAGGAUGACAAUGAUGUUUAUAUUCUGACCAAAGUGUCAAACAUUUUACACUCAAUAUUCAGUAGCUACAAGGAAAAGGUGUUACCAUGGUUUGAACAGCUGCUUCCAUUAACUGUCAACCUAAUUUGUCCGCAUAGACCAUGGCCAGACAGACAGUGGGGAUUGUGCAUCUUUGAUGAUGUCACAGAACACUGUAGUCCAGCCUCAUUUAAAUAUGCAGAAUAUUCCUUAAGGCCAAUGCUCCAGUAUGUAUGUGACAACAGCCCAGAAGUCAGGCAAGCAGCUGCAUAUGGCCUGGGAGUCAUGGCUCAGUUUGGUAGAGAUAACUACCAUCCUUUUUGUACAGAAGCACUUACACUGCUGGUGAGAGUUAUUCAGUCUGCUGAUUCUAAGACCAAAGAAAAUGUCAAUGCUACAGAGAACUGCAUUUCAGCUGUAGGGAAAAUCAUGAAGUUCAAGCCCGACUGUGUGAAAGUGGAAGAAGUCCUUCCGCACUGGUUGUCUUGGCUUCCACUACAUGAAGACAAGGAAGAAGCUGUUCAGACUUUCAACUACCUGUGUGACCUGAUUGAAAGUAAUCACCCAAUCGUUCUUGGCCCAAAGAAUACGAAUCUGCUGAAAAUAUUCAGUAUAAUUGCAGAAGGAGAAAUGCAUGAGGCAAUUAAACAUGAAGAUCCUUGUGCCAAAUAUCUGGCUAAUGUAGUUCGCCAAGUACAGACUUCUGGAGGACUGUGGACUGAAUGCAUAGCACAGCUCAGUCCUGAGCAACAGGCAGCCAUACAGGAGCUCCUGAACUCUGCCUGAAGGGCCUUAAUAUUACCACCAGACAACUAACUCCAAAUAAACGUUUACCCUUUUGUUUAG
Manis pentadactyla (Chinese pangolin) is the source of this 3442-nucleotide messenger RNA. RefSeq names its product importin-5-like. Gene Ontology annotation, cellular component: cytoplasm; nucleus. The record is from RefSeq and is a predicted model, not a curated record. Gene Ontology annotation, molecular function: nuclear import signal receptor activity; small GTPase binding. NCBI's taxonomy places the organism in Eukaryota, Metazoa, Chordata, Mammalia, Pholidota, Manidae. Gene Ontology annotation, biological process: protein import into nucleus.